UGAGAAUAUCCUGAGAAACUGUACAGACACUGCCACCGGUCGCUGUGCUCUAUUCAUAUCCUUGUUCUGCUCUAAUACAUCGAGGCUCUUGCUUUUGUCGAAGACUCCAUCGUUAUUUCGUUGGACAGACAGAGGCGUCCGAAAACAAGAUGCAGAUCUUCGUCAAGACCCUUACGGGCAAAACUAUCACCCUCGAGGUUGAAUCCUCUGACACCAUUGACAAUGUUAAGGCGAAAAUUCAGGACAAAGAAGGAAUUCCCCCUGAUCAACAGCGACUCAUUUUCGCCGGAAAACAACUUGAGGAUGGACGUACUCUGAGUGAUUACAACAUUCAGAAAGAAUCCACCCUUCACUUAGUGCUGCGUCUUCGUGGUGGUGCCAAGAAGCGUAAGAAGAAAACUUACAAUACUCCCAAAAAAAUCAAGCACAAGCGCAAGAAGGUUAAGAUGGCCAUCUUGAAAUACUAUAAGGUGGAUUCGGAUGGCAAAAUCAAACGACUCCGCCGUGAAUGUCCUACUGCUGAAUGCGGUGCCGGAAUUUUCAUGGCCUUCCACAAGGAUCGCCAGUACUGCGGCAAAUGCGGCUUGACUUACACGUUUACUCCUGGUACCAAGCCUCCGGCAGUUUAAAGGGGAUGUGUGCCGUAGGCUAUGCACUUUAGGGUUCACUACAUUAUGUUAUGCUCUUAUACAUGCCAAUGACAGUCUUGCUCCUUGUUAUCCUUGUUGUCAGUAUCCUUUGCCUGCCUUGAUAUGAUAU
Messenger RNA from Lentinula edodes (shiitake mushroom), 759 nucleotides. RefSeq names its product ubiquitin-40S ribosomal protein S31 fusion protein. Gene Ontology annotation, molecular function: ubiquitin protein ligase binding; structural constituent of ribosome; protein tag activity. Gene Ontology annotation, cellular component: cytoplasm; nucleus; ribosome. NCBI's taxonomy places the organism in Eukaryota, Fungi, Basidiomycota, Agaricomycetes, Agaricales, Omphalotaceae. Gene Ontology annotation, biological process: translation; modification-dependent protein catabolic process; protein ubiquitination. The coding region runs from base 150 to 629 and encodes 159 amino acids. The record is from RefSeq and is a predicted model, not a curated record. The transcript has 5 exons.